CUAUAUAUAUAAGAUAUGAAUGGCCGGCCAAAAGGUUAAUCCAUUGGUCUUGCUAUGGAGCAAAUUACAUUAGCCACUGCCCAAUGUUUUAUCUUCUUGACCUUCACAAUUAUAAGCUCAGGCAGUCCGACCUUCCAAGCAAUACCUUUCACAUCUAGCAAGCUGGUCAUUAAGCUUGUCCACCGUGAUUCAAUUCACUCCCCAUAUUACAAUAAGAAAGACAAUGUCACAAUCCGCAUAAAACGUGCUAUGGAAAGUUCAAUCCUGCGAUUUACUUACUUGCAGAAAAAGGUUAGAAGAACUUGGCCCGAAGAUGAUUUCCAAGCUGAUGUUCUUCCUAGUGCAGAUGGUUGUGUGUUUUAUACGAACAUAUCAAUAGGCCAACCACCUGUUCCUCAAUUCACUCUUAUGGACACUGGAAGCAGCCUUCUAUGGAUUCGAUGCCUUCCAUGCAGACGAUGUUCCACACAAUUUGGUCCAAUAUUUGAUCCUGAAAAGUCCUCCACAUAUGCUUACCUCUUGUGCAAUUCUCAGUACUGUCACUAUGCUCCUCAUGGCAGGUGCAACUUGCUCGACGAAUGUGAAUACAACCAGACAUAUAUUCAAGGCACUCCAUCAGUAGGAAUCCUUUCCAAAGAGCAAUUCAUAUUUAAAACAUCAGAUGAAGGCUCAGCUCCCAUCCCAGAUGUGAUAUUUGGGUGCAGUCACGAGAAUGGAAACUUCAAAGAUCACCAAAUAAGUGGAGUAAUUGGACUUGGCUUCAAAAAGUUAUCACUAAUAGCUCAAUUAGGUUCGAAGUUUUCUUACUGUAUUGGCAAUGUUUUUGAUCCAAACUAUAUUCAUAAUAAAUUGAUUCUAGGCGAUGGAGCCAUGUUCGAAGGUGACUCAACACCUUUAGAAGUGAUCGAUGGCAGAUAUUAUAUAACUCUUGAAGGGAUUAGUGUAGGUGAGAAAAGGCUGAUUAUAGAUUCUAACAUAUUCAAAAGGAAAACGUGGAAGAAGAGUGGAGUGAUUAUUGACUCUGGUUCAAGUACCACUUGGCUGGUGCAAGAAGGGUUUGAAGCACUUCGCAAUGAAGUUCAAAGUCUACUGGAUACAUGGAUGACACGGUUUUGGUAUAAUUCAUGGACGUUGUGCUACAUGGGAACAAUAAGUCAAGACCUUAUCGGAUUUCCAGCUGUGACAUUUCACUUCGCUAGAGGAGCCGAUUUGGUGCUAGAUACAGAGAGCUUGUUUGUUCAGCUGCACCCUUAUGCAUUUUGCAUGGCUGUGCUUCCAAGCUAUGCUAGUGGUGACAAUAUAACCAAUUUUUCUUUGAUUGGAAUGUUAGCUCAACAAAACUAUAACAUCGCCUAUGACAUUUAUGGAAAGACAAUGUCCUUCCAGAGGAUUGAUUGUGAGCUCCUCGACGAUUAAUAGUUUGUAAUUAUUGCAGGAUCAUGUAAUACCCUGAUGAAGUGCAAUUUUUUCCCUCCCCUAUUGUUCACAGUCUUUCUUCAGAACCUUUCAAAGAAAAAGAAGAAAAAGGGUAUUAAUGUUCUUAAUUUUUUUGCAGUCUAUUUUGUGUGUGUGUUCAAAACAGAGGACUCUUAGGACCCAAGCAAAUAGCCAAACAACAAUAUCACAAAGGGGUAUCAAACAGAAUCAAAUUUACAAGGUAUGCAGAUGGGAAGUGACCGGAGGCAAAUCCACACUUUAAAGUAGGGGU
Molecule: messenger RNA, 1708 nt
Organism: Durio zibethinus
Lineage: Eukaryota; Viridiplantae; Streptophyta; Magnoliopsida; Malvales; Malvaceae
Product: Eukaryotic aspartyl protease family protein
Cellular component (GO): extracellular region
Source: RefSeq, a predicted model, not a curated record